CAAGGCUUUGAGCGAAACGUAUAUUAUUUUCUUGAACAUUUAUUUUUGUGAGUUUUUAAAUCAUAAUGUUGAACAUCAUAUUUAUACAGUAAAAACAAUAUUUUAAAAUAGAAACUUUCUAAAUUAAACAAAGAUAAGUGGAAGGGUUGUUCAUGUAGUUGUAUGUAACCACUGUAUUAUAGAUGUUUUAGAAUGGAUGGAACCUCAGCAUUUUACUCUAAAAGUGAAGAAGCCAUUGAACGUGAGGUGAUAGCAGGAGGUCAUCAAACUGACCAGUCACAAAUUGAUGUUGUUUAUGAAAUUAACUGUUGUGUUGAAUGGAUAAAGAAUGCAGGGUUUUUAAGGGUAGCUUUACAGUUUCCUGAUGACUUGAUGAAAGAUGCAGUUUCUGUGACCACAAGGCUUGAAACAUUGCUUCCAACUGGUUAUACAGUGUUCAUACUUGGUGAUACUUCUUAUGGCAGUUGUUGUGUUGAUGAGGUGGCAGCGCAACACUACAAUGCCAGUGCCUUGAUACACUACGGACGAUCAUGUCUUAGUCAGCCAGUCAAGAUGCCUGUACUGUUUGUGUAUGGAAGAUUACCAUUACACAUUGAUGAUUGUAUAUGUAAAUUUUCCUGUCUAUAUCCAGAUGUGACAUCUAGUGUUAUCAUAGUUUAUGAUACUGUCUACUUGUAUACAUGUGAUGAAAUAUUAAACAAAUUACAAAGCAAGUAUGAAAACUGUGUUAUGUCAACUAUAAGAGGAGAAGGUACAUCAGCUGAUACAACAGAUGGCGAGCCUGGUAAAUUUAAAACAAUAACAAAAUGUGGCAGAACUAUUAGUCUUCCAGGUGACAAGGCUCUCAGUGAAUACUCAAUGUUUUACAUUGGAGGAGAAAGUUUGACAUUGAAUAAUCUAAUAUACAACUUUCAGUCAAGUCAGUUCUUCUCGUAUAAUCCAUGUACUAAAGAAGGAAGGAGAGAAAAUGUAAAUGUAAAUAAACUUUUGAUGAAAAGAUAUUUUAUGGUAGAAAAAGCAAAAGAUGCUAAAAUAGUAGGAAUUUUAAUAGGAACACUAGGUGUGGCUAAUUACUCUGAUAUGCUAAAUAGGUUGAAAGUUUUAACAAAAAAGGCAGGGAAAAAGAGUUAUGUUUUUAUAGUAGGUAAAAUAAAUGUGCCAAAAUUAGCAAACUUUAUGGAGAUAGAUGUAUUUGUGCUGAUAGCGUGUGCAGAGAACACACUUCUAGACUCGUCAGAGUUUUAUAAACCAGUGAUAACACCGUACGAGAUGGAGCUAGCAUGUAACACAGAAAGAGAAUGGACUGGUGAAUACCCAACAGACUUCGGUCAACUUCUAGAAGGAGGAAGCCAUCAUCAAUCAAUACCAGAUACCUUUCAUCAAGAUGAGACUGACAUUUCCUUGGUUACAGGAAAGAUUCGGACAUUAGGACAUGGAGAUGAUAAUAUAGAGACUGGACAAUCACUUGUUCUCAGGUCUGAAGCUAUGACUGUUGCUACUCAAACUGAAUCUGCAGGAGAAUUUCUGAAAAUGCGAUCAUGGCAAGGUUUAGAACAACAGUUGGGAGAAACACCAGUUACAAUGGCAGUGGAAGGACAGAAAGGCAUUGCUAUGGGAUACAGUGAUGAACCUACAUGAUUUGAAAUAUUUAGAAUUCUGUUAUACAUGUAUUUAGAAUCAGUAAAAUUUUUAAUUUACA
Molecule: messenger RNA, 1699 nt
Organism: Ruditapes philippinarum (Manila clam)
Lineage: Eukaryota; Metazoa; Mollusca; Bivalvia; Venerida; Veneridae
Product: 2-(3-amino-3-carboxypropyl)histidine synthase subunit 2-like
Exons: 7
Coding region: 193-1638 (481 amino acids)
Biological process (GO): protein histidyl modification to diphthamide
Molecular function (GO): 2-(3-amino-3-carboxypropyl)histidine synthase activity
Source: RefSeq, a predicted model, not a curated record